This is a messenger RNA of Acaulospora colombiana, 255 nucleotides long. The record is from the annotation of a GenBank genome assembly. Lineage: Eukaryota; Fungi; Glomeromycota; Glomeromycetes; Diversisporales; Acaulosporaceae.
AUGCUAUCUACGGGGAAAAAGGUGGCCGUCAAGCAGAUGGAUCUUGCCCAUCAACCCAGGAAAGAAUUGAUUGUGAAUGAGAUUCUUGUCAUGAAAGAGUCUCAACAUCCCAAUAUCGUCAAUUUCCUUGAUGCUUAUCUUGUCAAAGGAAAUGAACUAUGGGUUGUUAUGGAAUAUAUGGAAGGAGGGGCACUCACCGACGUGAUUGAAAAUAAUUCGUUGCAGGAAGACCAAAUUGCUAGUAUCUCUCUUGAG